CGCGGCUCGCCCAUCCACGGAUCCCAACCGCUCGUGUCAACCCGCCUCCCUCCAUUUCCACCCUACCCGCCGCCGCAGCCAAAACCUAAAACCCACACCAACCAAUGGCGGCGAGCAGCGCAGACCUCGCCGACGACGGCUUCCCGGCGCCGCGCCUCUUCUCGCAGGGCGUCUCCUACACCUACGACGACGUCAUCUUCCUCCCGGGCUACAUCGGCUUCCCCGCCGACGCCGUCGACCUCUCCACCCGCCUCUCCCGCCGCGUGCCCCUCUCCAUUCCCUGCGUCGCCUCCCCCAUGGACACCGUCUCCGAGGCCUCCAUGGCCGCGGCCAUGGCCUCGCUCGGCGCCGCCGCCGUCGUGCACUGCAACACCGAGCCCCACGCCCAGGCCGCCAUCGUCCGCGCCGCCAAGUCCCGCCGCCUCCCGUUCGUGUCUUCCGUGCCCAUCUUCUCUACGUCCUUCGCCCCGUCGCUCGACGAAUUCGCUGGCCAAGAGUACGCCCUCGUCACUGAGCGCGGGGAUUCACUCUCCAGGCUCGUCGGUGUCGCUGUGGCAGCCGAUGCCGCCUCCCGCGAGGCUCCUGUCCCUGUCUCCGAGUACAUGCGCGUUGCCCCGCGCUCGGCCUCCGCCUCCUUCGACUUCGAGCAAGCAGCCGCCUUCCUUGCCGAUGAGGGUUUGGACUACGCCCCUCUCGUAUCCGCGGACGGUGAGGUCAUCGACCUCAUCACCGCCAAGGACGUGGAGCGCAUCCGGAGCUAUCCUAAGCUAGGCAAGCCAUCUCUCGGAGCGGAUGGGAAGUUCGUAGUUGCCGCCUCCAUUGGAACCCGUGAGGAUGACAAGCGAAGGCUGGAGCAGCUAGUUAAGGCGGGGGCAAAUGCCAUCGUGAUCGAUAGCUCGCAGGGGAACUCCAUCUAUCAGCUUGAUAUGAUUAAGUAUGCAAAGAAGAUGUAUCCCGAGGUGGAUUUGGUCGGAGGCAAUGUGGUGACAAUUGCGCAGGCGCAGAAUUUGGUCCAAGCUGGAGCAGAUGGGUUGCGUGUUGGAAUGGGCUCUGGCUCAAUCUGCACUACCCAGGAGGUUUGUGCUGUAGGCAGAGGACAGGCUACAGCAGUGUAUAAGGUUUCAUCUUAUGCCAAGGAUCACAAUGUACCAGUUAUUGCGGACGGGGGAAUUUCAAAUUCUGGACAUAUUGUGAAAGCUCUGUCACUGGGAGCGUCCACUGUUAUGAUGGGCAGCUUUUUAGCUGGCAGUCAUGAAGCUCCUGGUACUUAUGAGUACAAGGAUGGCCGUCGAGUAAAAAAAUACAGAGGCAUGGGCUCUCUCGAAGCAAUGACAAAGGGGAGUGAUGCAAGGUACCUUGGUGAUACUCUCAAGCUCAAAGUCGCGCAGGGAGUUGUUGGAGCAGUAGCUGACAAAGGUUCUGUGCUGAGGUUUAUUCCUUAUACAAUGCAAGCAGUUAAGCAAGGAUUCCAAGAUCUUGGUGCAUCCUCUCUGCAGUCUGCUCAUGAUCUUCUGCGAUCAGAGACUCUUAGAUUAGAGGUGAGGACUGGCGCUGCCCAGGUUGAAGGAGGAAUCCAUGGGCUAGUCUCGUACGAGAAGAAGGCAUUCUAGUUGCAUAAUCAUUCAACAAUCGGGACAGAGUGGUGUUAGUUGAAUUUUCAACCUGAGCAGCAAGUGUACCAUCUACCUAGCGUAAUAAUCCUUCAGCAUUGGAACGGUCAUAUGAACUUGACUCCCCCACCCCCCCAGUUUUGGUUUUGUUACGAGGAAGACUCCUAUUUCAAUGAUUGGAUCUGCUGAUCGAUGUACUCUUUUCCUGCCCUGUUCAAAUUAUUAUCCUGUUGUAGUAGCAAAUAAUAGAGCUUCUUCAUGAUAAAAUGUUUAGCUUGUACUUUCAGCUACUUCAUCGCACCCAUUAGCCGCACCUUUUUGUUUCCCUACUCAGGGUCCCAAUCCAACCCGAGUCGUAAUCAGCCAGGCCCGUUUCUGAGCUGACAUGGGGAAGCAAGGAUAUAGUGGGUGCUGGCAAUUAGUCCUUGUCAUUCUUCUAAGCAACAACUACUCGUGUUGACAUCCAGGCUUUGCUUGCAUUUCUGGUCAAGCAUCGCUAUCCGCUGUCUAAGUAGCCUUUAUAAUCGGACUUGUCGUCAUUGUUA
Phragmites australis (common reed) is the source of this 2155-nucleotide messenger RNA. RefSeq names its product inosine-5'-monophosphate dehydrogenase-like. Lineage: Eukaryota; Viridiplantae; Streptophyta; Magnoliopsida; Poales; Poaceae. The transcript has 4 exons. Gene Ontology annotation, cellular component: cytoplasm. Gene Ontology annotation, biological process: GTP biosynthetic process. Gene Ontology annotation, molecular function: IMP dehydrogenase activity. The coding region runs from base 105 to 1610 and encodes 501 amino acids. The record is from RefSeq and is a predicted model, not a curated record.